Gavialis gangeticus (Gharial) is the source of this 363-nucleotide messenger RNA. Its product is annotated as histone H4. The transcript has a single exon. Gene Ontology annotation, molecular function: protein heterodimerization activity; structural constituent of chromatin; DNA binding. Gene Ontology annotation, biological process: nucleosome assembly. The record is from RefSeq and is a predicted model, not a curated record. Gene Ontology annotation, cellular component: nucleosome. Bases 37 to 348 code for a protein of 103 amino acids. NCBI's taxonomy places the organism in Eukaryota, Metazoa, Chordata, Crocodylia, Gavialidae.
CAGCCGCACAGUCUGUAGCCUGUGCUUCACGUAGUCAUGUCGGGUCGCGGCAAAGGAGGCAAGGGGCUGGGGAAAGGCGGCGCCAAGCGCCACAGGAAGGUGCUGCGAGACAACAUCCAGGGCAUUACCAAGCCGGCCAUCCGCCGCUUGGCUCGGCGCGGCGGCGUGAAGCGCAUCUCGGGCCUCAUCUACGAGGAGACUCGCGGGGUGCUCAAAGUUUUCUUGGAGAACGUGAUCCGCGACGCCGUCACCUACACGGAGCACGCCAAGCGCAAGACCGUCACCGCCAUGGACGUGGUCUACGCGCUGAAGCGCCAGGGCCGCACCCUCUACGGCUUCGGCGGCUGAGCUACUCGUUCUAAA